Messenger RNA from Momordica charantia (bitter melon), 1449 nucleotides. RefSeq names its product ER lumen protein retaining receptor family protein. Lineage: Eukaryota; Viridiplantae; Streptophyta; Magnoliopsida; Cucurbitales; Cucurbitaceae. Gene Ontology annotation, molecular function: ER lumen protein retrieval receptor activity. The record is from RefSeq and is a predicted model, not a curated record. Gene Ontology annotation, biological process: protein retention in ER lumen. Gene Ontology annotation, cellular component: membrane.
GUCAAAGCAAAACCAUUAAGAAAAAGGCCAAAGGCGCAGCCGCAGACGCAGCCGUAUUCCGAGUCUGACCUGACUCUUCUACCACGCGCGUCCACAAGCACGUAAUGAAGGCAACCAAGAGGCCGAUUCAGGCCGUCGCCACAUGGGUUCGCCGGCAACCGCCCAAGAUCAAGGCGUUUCUCGCCGUCGUCUCCGGAAUGGCUGCUCUUGUUUUCUUGCGCUUUGUUGUUCAUGAUCACGACAAUCUUUUCGUCGCUGCCGAGGCUGUUCACGCCAUCGGAAUCUCCGUCCUUAUUUACAAACUCAUGAAGGAGAGGACCUGCGCAGGACUUUCACUAAAAUCGCAGGAGCUAACAGCAAUUUUUCUAGCUGUUAGACUCUAUUGCAGUUUUGUCAUGGAAUAUGAUAUACAUACACUACUGGAUUCUGCCACUUUGGUAACGACGCUGUGGGUUAUUUAUAUGAUUCGAUUUAAGCUGAGAUCCAGCUACAUGGAUGACAAAGACAAUUUCCCUAUUUACUAUGUGGUGAUACCUUGUGCUAUACUAUCUCUUGUGAUCCAUCCAACGACUGUGCAUAACAUAAUAAAUAGAAUAGCAUGGGCAUUUUGUGUUUAUCUUGAAGCCGUUUCGGUAUUACCUCAGCUCCGGGUCAUGCAAAAUACUAAGAUUGUUGAGCCGUUUACGGCACAUUAUGUAUUUGCCUUGGGAGUUGCAAGGUUCUUGAGUUGUGCACAUUGGGUUCUACAGGUCUUGGAUACUCGUGGACGUUUGUUAACAGCAUUGGGUUAUGGAUUAUGGCCAUCCAUGGUUCUCCUAUCAGAGAUUGUUCAGACUUUCAUUCUUGCAGAUUUCUGUUAUUAUUAUGUCAAGAGCCUCGUUGGUGGACAGCUUGUUCUACGCCUUCCCUCCGGAGUGGUGUAACUUCAACAGAUCAACAGAACUGCAGCCACACGAUGCAAAAUGAGAGAGGUUUUCUUGGUUGUCUUAGGCUCUAAUUGGGAAGGUAGGAUAUGGGUCUUAGUUGUUGGAAUUAUGCUUAUACAUGAAAUGUGAAGGAUGCACAAGUCUAAGACUCGCAGUUGGUAGAAUUUUUUUAAAAAUCAUGGUCUACUCUUAUGUACUCUAGAUCUCCACCAUCUUCUCUCGAAAGGUCUGAUUUUAAUUUUUCUAUCACGGGGUCUUGUUGCUGCCUGUUGAACCUGAAACAAAGAGAUAAACUUAACAAGUUCCAAAGAGAAAUAUCUAUCUCGAACGAACGAAUUUUUCUUGUGGCUUCAAGUACCAACCCUAAUGCUCUUUCCUUGGCGAACGAGUUCAAUUAGCUCAUUGUUGUGACCAAUAAAGGCCUCUGUCUAAUUUCUUCUGGACUCUUAAAAGGGCUGUUUGUUAUGGAUUGUUUUGUAGAACCAAGUUGUUAUUGACGAUUUGAUGUUAUUUUCGUUUUGAA